CGUGCCGACAAGACAGGAAGCAAUUAUCUUGCAGAGAAAUAUGCUGAAGAGAAACAUAAAGUAGCAUAAUGAAGUGUCUUCUUGUUGUAAAUAGAAUAAAUGAUGUGCUUUUUGUAGACUUUGAUGAUGAUUUCGCUGCAUAUAUCAACCGUGAAGCUGCCAAACAAGGCUUGACAGAGCCUGAGGAAGCCGAAAAAGAUUUGUACAAUGUGGACUCCAAUGUGUUUAUGCAGCUGUUCUCACCCCUGGUGCUGUCCAACUGGGCUCUAAUUGAAGAAUCUAAGAACCCAUGUACAUCGGUGACCUUAGAAAAUGGAUACAUCUUUGUGUUUAAACAGGUUGAUGACCUGCUGUUUAUUUGUAUGAAUGGAGAUGACAGGGAGACAGAAUAUGCCUUGGAUAGAAAAAUCCUCAUAUUCCUGAAACUUGUUGGGUUUAUGUUUGGUCCCAUCACAGAUGAAAUUGGUCACUCUAGGUUUGAGGACAAGAAGGCAAGAUGGAACUUUCUGAAGAGACUACUGGACACUUACUCUAAAUUAUCAAAACAAGACCAGUGUUAUCUUGUUGAGGCUGUUGAACGACUUCAUGUGAACCAGCUUGUGAAUGAGAAGUGUAUCGAGCUGUUGGAGAAGGUGAUGAGGGUGACCGAGGACCUGCUGUCCAGACCGGCUCAACAUUCCCUGCUGCUGGUCAACACCAAGUUGAUGGCCCUGUACUCAGAUCGUACAGCCUCUGAGCUUCAAGCAGCAGACAUCUUAAGCAUCAUUCUCCUGAUCCAAGACAUCUUCCCAUCCAAUGAGACACUGGAAGAUCUGUUCUCCCACUCUAUCUCUAUUCCAACCAUCAACAGGAAGAAAACACGUUCAUUCAUUCCUUCAACAGCUAGACAAGUGUCAGAUCGCAAAGAUGAAUCAAGUGAUCAGGAGUUCCACAGUGCUCCAACAACACCAAACAGUGAGAGGUCACACACCCCUGCAGACACAGACCAGACAGACGCCAUUAGGACAGCUGAGACUGGGACAACCAGUAGCACAGAGGUGAAGCAGACACAAGAGCAGACACAACAAGUAGACAAUCAGUCUGUCAGCUCAACAGAGGUGAAGGGUGACCAGAUGCGAUCAGGAGACAGACAGUCAGACGUGGAAGCAGACAGUAAGCCAACACCAGCUGAAGAUGGUCAGUCUGUAAAAUCAACAGAAGUGAGGGCAAACCAUGGUCUGACAUCAUCCAAGGACAGUCAGUCAGACACUGUCAGUACAUCGGAGGCACAGGCAGACACUGUGCUAGAAGACAGUCAAUCAGAUUGUGUCCAAACAGCAGAGGUUUCGCCAACAGUUGACAGCCAGGUGGAAUCUCGCAGUACAUCAGAAUUGAAGACUGGCAGUGAGCAGACCUUCACUGACACAGAUGAUGUGCCCAGUACAUCAGCAACUCCCACCUUGAUGAACACGGAGUACCCGAUCCUGUCUCCCACAGAGGGAGGCAACUUCUUCAGAUCCAGGAUAGAGUUCCAGUCUAGACUUAGCGCCAACGUGCUUUCGUCCGCUUCCUCCAGUGAGGGUAGGGGCAGAUCCCGUGCUGGGACUGCUAUGUCUGAGGAGCCGUCUACCAGGAACACCCAGCCAGACAGAUCCCCCAUCAAUAGAGACUACUGGAGGCAGAUGGUGUUCCUGAGAACACCAUCAUGUACCUUCUUCCCCCACCAACUUCAUUGUACCCAGGUCUUGCCUGGUAUUGUCCUGAUCAUUGUCAUUGAGGGUCGACAUGGACAGAUAGCUCCCCACCUGUGCCAGAUGUUUCAGUUCAUUAAGGAUCUUCUGACUGGGGAGAAGGACAAGCUGAGCAGAGCAAGGGGGGAGAUGCUGUACGAUGUCAUGAACUCACUCCUUGCUAGAAUACAGGGGACACUAAAGAAGGUCAAGGGAGAUGUGCAACGUGUCAUGAAUGAUGUGAGACGGAAGUGGGACAACGAUGGUCUGAAGAACAGCCUCCUAGCUUAUCUUGAGGAGGAACCAGGGGUGGAAGUCUCCACUGGGCUGGAGACGUCCCUGUCGGAGCUGAUGAAGAAGCUGAAGGACCUGUUCUCCUACCUGUUCCUGUCCCCACAGACUGUCAACACCAGAUUCCGGGAGGCGACUCAGAUGCUGAGAGACAAGAUCAAGAACGAGCUGUCUGACUAUAAACACUACCUAUCAGUCAAGGCUCAGAGGAACAUCCCAAUGACAUCAUACCUGGAUGAGUUCCCCGGUAUGGUCCACUUCAUCUACAUUGACCGUCAGUCCAACCAGCUGACUGCUCCGUCCCUCAACAUCACCCUGGAGGAGACGGGCAAGAAGGAUGCCACGAGCCUGCUUAAAAAUAAGGUGUGGGUGAUGGUGGAGCAGAUGAUGGUCAAGUUGACGGAGGGGUACACGUCAAUCAUGUUCCGAGACGGGGACUUCUACUACUCCUACUUCCUAUGGUUUGAAGAUAACACGGGUAACCCUCUUCCAGUGCAGCUGCCCUUUAAACCUAGCCAUGACAUGCCUCCUCCUGGAAUACUCACUGGGACAUUCUUCAGACAGCUGAUACAGAAGUGCUUCCCGAACUCUGUGCAGGGUAGUGUCCACUGCUAUGAGCUGUACUUGAUGCACGUUGGCCUGGUCCAUCCGCAGUACAUUGCAUCACACUGUCGCCAACUGGCCCGCAAGCUCUGGGAGAUGUCUGGAGAGCCGUACACAUCCAUCAGUCUCUUGUGAGGACGGACAUCUAGAGCGUUUUUAGGAAUGCAUACUGGUGACAGCAUAUGUCCGGGGAACAUCCGUCUGUUCUUGUGUGGACGGACAUCUGGACCACCGGGGGAAUGCGUACUGGUGACAGCAUCGGACCGGGGAACACUCAUCAGUUCUUGAGAUGACGGCAAUCUAGACCAUUUGUAGGAAUGCGUGCUGGUGUCAUCAUCGGACCGAGGAACACACGUCAGUUCUUGUGAUGACGUCUAUCAGGACCACUUGUAGGAAUGUGUACUGUUGACAGCAUCAGACCGGGGAAUACAUAUCAGUUCUUGUGAUAAAGAUCUGGAGCUCUUGAAAGAAUGGAUACUGGAUCAAUGAACCAUGGAACACCCAUUAGUUGCUUGUGAUGAUGACCUUGACCUUUGGCAGGAUAAGGAAAUGGUGACACCUUCACCAUUGUACCAAGAAACACCCACCAAUGUUAGCCUCUGUCGAGACCUCUUUUAGGAAUGGAUCCUGUUGACCUCAGACCAUGAAACCCUUUGGUAUCUUGUGAAGACUACUUGGACCUCUUAUGGGAAAGGGUGCCAGUGACAACAUUUGACUCUGGAACACACAUUCCUUCUCCUUCCUACUCCCACCUACUUGGAGAUUCUGAGAGCAGACUGGAGCAGACAUGUCAUGGCUUGUUCUGAGAGGCAAAUAGAAUUUGGAUCAGGUAGAGACAAUGGCUGAUGAAUAUGUAGUAAUGUGGGAUGGGUGACCGUCAUCCUCAAUCUCCAACCCUUAAGACGGUAUAAUUGCAUGAUUUGGUUUUCCAUCUCUGCCAGUGUUUUGUCUGCUCCAGACCUGCUCUCAGACCAGAAUGAUACUGAUAAGAUACCUUUCACUAUUCGUAGAUAUUUGUGAAAGUUACUGAAGAAUUAUUUUCUUUCCUUUAAGCUUACGAGGUUGUUGUGAUAUUUGUGCAAUGGAAAUAAUUCAUAAUGAGGCUACUGCAAGUUGGCAAUAGUUUUAUACUAUGUUUUUGUUAUUUACCCGAGAGAAUUUGUUUUUGUUUUUUUAUUGUGUGCAUAUUUGUAAAGAAUAAUAUAUUGCUUUCUGUUGAAAGACUGGGCUAUAUAUCAUAAUAUAUAUAAAUAUAUAUGCCAGUUUACAAAACAGUUACUCAAGGAUAAGCGAGCUUCGGUAUCUAUUGCUUUCUAGUAUAUAGGAACAGAACAUGUAUAUGUCGGUGCUCGAUUUUGUUUGUUAAUGAUAUAUUGUUUACAUGCAUGAUGUAACAUACAGUUUUAUCUGAUUAUAUAUUUAUAUACUAUACCUGUUAAUGAUAUGCAUAUCAGUGGUUUUACAAAUCUUGUAAAAUAGAAAAUCACGACGAUUAAUAAACUGUCAAAGCAG
Haliotis rufescens (red abalone) is the source of this 4115-nucleotide messenger RNA. RefSeq names its product Hermansky-Pudlak syndrome 1 protein homolog. Gene Ontology annotation, biological process: vesicle-mediated transport. Bases 69 to 2738 code for a protein of 889 amino acids. Gene Ontology annotation, molecular function: guanyl-nucleotide exchange factor activity. Lineage: Eukaryota; Metazoa; Mollusca; Gastropoda; Lepetellida; Haliotidae. The record is from RefSeq and is a predicted model, not a curated record. The transcript has 16 exons. Gene Ontology annotation, cellular component: BLOC-3 complex.